Parasteatoda tepidariorum (common house spider) is the source of this 884-nucleotide messenger RNA. Lineage: Eukaryota; Metazoa; Arthropoda; Arachnida; Araneae; Theridiidae. The record is from RefSeq and is a predicted model, not a curated record.
ACAGGGAAGGGAGAAGGACCAAAGGCAUGAAAUCGGUCUCUCCCCAGAUGCCGUAUUCGAGCGUUGCGAUCGCCAAUCCCUCCUUCAUAUGCAAAUUAAAACGUAUUUGAAACGACCAUAAUAUGUUUAAGACUACAAUGAUGCUACUUCCAUUCCACUAACCACUAAAUUGGACUGACCACCCCCAUCAUAAAAAAACAAAAACAAAACAGAAGUUUAACGGUUCAGAAGGAUUAAUAAUUAAUAAUUUGUUCCAUGAUGAAUUGAUUUUAAUUAAGGUCGAACAAGAGUCUCUCCAGGGCGAACACGUGUUCUCAAUCGGAAAAGUUCCUGUAACAUUAGAACUAAUUAAACCUCUCCUAAUUAUUCAGUGCACCACGCUUGGCAACUAUGCCACUGUUCUGUCAGGUAUAUGCAUAUUUCGUUAUUAUUAAUUUUGUUUAAUCUCUUCUGCUUGUGAUUUGCAGGCAUGCGGACAUCCAUGGAUAAUGCUACUACAGUUGAGAUCGCCAAUUCUCUCGUACCUUUGAAUGAAUUAGCCAGGAAGACUGUUCAAGAUCUGGAUCCAGAGAAUGAUUUGGUAUUUUUCAGAAUUCGAACUAUGAAGAAUGAAAUGAUGAUUGGUGUUGGGGAAGACAAUCUUUACAUUGUAAUUCAAGAUGCACGCUUUAUUCGAACUCCUCUGUCUGCUCAAUAGAUGUGUUUAGUUUUAAUCAUAAGCAAGUGAAUCGAAUAUAUUUCUUUCUUAUACAAUUCAUAAAUAGGACGAGUAAUUUUAAUUCGCAAACAUGGAUAAUUUUUUGCUUGCUGUAAUAUGAAAAUAUGAUUACUUUAAAUAUGAAAGUCUAUGGAAUAAAUAUGGAAAUUUUCGAUGUAGCUAAACU